AUGAAUCGCCUAAAGCUGAAACCACUGAAGCUUCCCCGCGAUGCGAACCAAACGACCAGCCAACAGUCUGAAGAGGACCGCCCGAACGAACGACAAGGACCCGCAUCGCAAAAAGCUUUCACCAGUGUCACCAGCGGCAGUAGCGCUGGUUCGGUUGGGAGUGCCAGUGCUAGUAAAUCUACGUCCAGCUACGGCGGCAGUCGUAAGGAAUCGUCCGUACGGUUUCGGCUCGAGGACGAACUACUUGGCAGUGGAAGUGAGCUCAGUGGUAGUGCUAGUGCGAGCAUAUCGGAAAGCCUCAGCGCGAACGACAAUCAUGACGACGAUAGUCUAGAGAUUAUGGAAGAAAUUUUAGUUCCGACCGAUGGUGAUGAAGACAACGACGAGGAUGAUGAUGAGCGGGAAAACGUUGGUGGAAUCAGUAGUGCCAGUGUGCCGACGGACGGUAACAGUGACGACAGCAGUUCCAGGAGCGUAGAAGCAUUAAAUCGAUCGAAGCAGCAGAACGUCAAGAGUGGUGGUACGGUUGCCGAUCGAAAGAGGCAGUUGUUCGAUAUUGGUGAAGACGAAGAUUUGUUGCCGCGCAGUGCGGAACGACCCGCCAGUGGUGGUUUGUUUGAUAUAGAUCGUUUGAAUCUUUCCGGAGACCAAAUUGCGCAACAUUUCCAAACCGCCGUUGAAAGUGAUCGAAGCGAAAAGGGAGAGAAUUCAUUCAGCGACCGUCCAAGAUUGUCGGAACAGGAAGAAUACGACGAUUCUUUCGGACAGGCGGCUGGGGAGAUUGAGAAGUCAGACGGUAGCACCGCCAAUCGUAAAGAGGAAAGCAUAAAACCGGUAGAAUUUGUGAAAGUGCAUCAAACGAAAGAAUUAUCGCCGCUCAAUGAGGACGAUGUGUUGAUAAACGAUAGUAAGGUGAACUUGAACGCACUGAUACAACGCAACCAGAUAGUUGUCCCGAAAGGUGGAAUAAAAACAGAAGAAAAGAAUCGAAACGUGAAACUCAACAUCAACGUCAUGGCGGAGGAGAGCAAUAACAACAGUCAGGAUAACAGUUUGAACACGACGAACGACAUUUCGGACUUGGCGCCAGACACGGAAAGCGAACGGGUGGGAAGUGUUGAACUUGACCCACCCAGUGGUUCGAUGCGGAAGAUGAAGCUAUCGGCCGAGUGUAGGAGUCGCAGUGUGCCGGAUGCGAUUGGAGGCGCCAAAAGUAGUGGCGGUGGCCCAUCCGGGAUACGCUUCACGAGUUUAGGGCCCAUGAAGAUGUCCGACAUCGGAAGUGAACAGCCUAACGAAAGUGAACAGGGCAGCUCAUCUUCCGGUGGGAGUGGCAUAUCGGAAGACUUACGCGAACGGAUACUGUCCACUAGUAAAUCGUUCGAAGAAGUCAAGGCGCAAGGUGUCGCUGCGAUAGAAAUGGUGGAAGAUAAGAUAGAACGACCCGGGGUGGAAUCGGUCAAACCGAUGGAACGUGUGUCGGCUGAUCAGAAGGAAGCUUUGGAAGACAUUUCCGAGGAAUCGGAGCAUACGAUUGGUGGCGGUACCUCGUCAAACACGGACGAUGAGCAGCAGAGGGUAGCGGCAAAGCGAGCAGCGAGCCGACAGGAUGCAAACCAGCCCGAAAAUCUGAUCGAACGGGGCAAAGAAAUGCGUACAAUACUCGAGGAGAAGCUCCUGCAGAAGCAGCUCAGCGUAGGAAGUACAAUUUACGAGGAUAAUAAGGAAAAUAUUCCCGACGGAGGUUCACUGAAAGUGACGCCAGAAUUCGACAGUGUCAUCAGCUUGAAGAUGUUCCAAACAAUGGAGAACGAGAUAAAGAAAUUGCAUGAAAUAAUCGCUACCAAAGAUGUACUACUGAAUGCGUACGGUCGCAAAGAAGGUGGAAUACCGGGUAAGGAAACAACCUCCUGCGGCAGUCGAGCGGAAUCGUUACGCGAUCAACAAUUAUGCCGGUCACAUAACAGCGAUUCAAUCAGCCUGACCACCAACUCGACCGAGUACCGUCCGGUUGGUGAUCUGACAGAGAUGGCCGGUACGAGUGGUGCGGAGAAGGAUUUGUAUGGGAAGAUAAUAGAGCGAAGUCAGUGGAUUGAGCUAUUGGCGGAUAAGCUGAAGGAAUCGUUGCAAGAUCGCAAUCAACUGCAGUCGGAAGUUGAGAAGUUGGCGUCGGAAGUGAUACAGCUGAAGAAACAAUUAGCCGAAACGGUGGAGAACAUGAAAUUAAAGGCACAGGGCAGCUGGGGCGGUGUGAGACCACCGGACCAGGAAAGUACCAGCGGUGGCGGUCAACGAAUAUCGGAAAUAUCGAUUGAUUUGGUCAGCGAAACAGAAGAUGGAGGAUUGUCCGAUUUUCCCGACAUAUACGAUGAACCACCGUUAGGACCAUCCGAGAGAGCUCCCGAACAUACCCUGAAACCUCCCGGAUGUGGUGAUCUUUCCGAGUUGAAUCCACUGCACAUUCCUCUAAAGUUAUCCAAACAACUCGAACAAUUCCGUCGCUACCUGUCGCCAGACGAGGUGCGUCUGUUUAACAUGGUACAGGGAAAGUUUGACGAUUUCCUUAUGCAGGAACUGGAUAAGGUGCGUGAUAGUGGUGAAACAGAAAAUCGGUUACUGCGCGAGCAUUUACAGAUCGAACGAGCGGACAAAGAGCAGGAGAUAAACCGAUUGCGGCAGAUGCUCGGCAGCGUGAAGGCCGGUUCAAUCGAGAUCGCCGCACUGCGAACUGAGCUGGAAGCACGCCACACGCAAGAGAUGGCCGAUUUACGCACGUACUUUGAGAAGAAGGUGGUCGAGCUAGAAAAGCAGUACUCGGAGGAGGUGUUUUCACAGCAAAGCCGUCGUGUGUCGAACGAUGACACGGCAUCGGAAAUAUCGGGCGCAGAAGAGUUCCCGGAAGAGAACGGAGGCUACCAAUCCAAGCAUACGAGCCCGCGAAGGAAACAUAAAGAGGGCAUCUAUCUGAGCCCAACCCACCGAAAGAUUACACCGACGACGAUUGAUGCAACGGACGCGAGUGCCGAUGAGGUUCUUGUGGUGGAAAUAAUUGAGGAAAAGGAGCACCGCCAUCUGACAGCAGAUGAGCUUCGCGAAUUCUACCAAACCAAAAUCAAGGAACUAAAUGCUCAACAUGAGCGAGUGUUUUCAAAUCUCCGAGAGAAGUUGAAGGCGUACGAAGCCAAAGAACAGGAAAAACAUGUGUUGUCUAAUCAAACGGCAUCCACCACCUCCUCCGUUGUGAAGGAUCACUGCUCACCAAUAAUGCUAACAAAUGAACCACCACCACCUAUGCCUUCGGCCGAUCGACUUUCAUCACCCACCGACACUGCAGACGUCGCAAAUACUCAUGCUGGCGACGCACUGCUAACUAACCUCAGCUCAUCCGAUACUAACAACAUCAAGCAGGAGCAGCGCCCGGAGCUGCAGCAGCAAGGACCGAUCCGACUGCAAACGCCGCCGUUUGUGGGAGAGUCGGGAUCGGAUACCGAUCUGCAGGAUAUCAUUGCCGGGUAUGAGAGGCGCCUGCAAGAACAGGUCGCGCUUGCCCGGCAAGAUGUUCUGAAGGAGCUGGAAGUCCAGAUACAGGCGCUUCUGACCGACAGUUCAUUUGAAGACAGCCACUGGCCGCCGGAAUUGGUGUUGCUGCGGGAAAAGUUUACGGCCAAAAGUCAACUAGAAAUAGCUCAACUGCAACUUAAACAUGAAGAAGAGAUGGCCCGCAUGAAGAACGACUUUGAGAAGCAGUUGCAGCGCAAGCUGAAGCGUCACACAACCUUCGAUUCUAGUCGUGGUCUCGAUAAAAUCAUUAGCGAGCGUGAUAACCUACGGGAGCUAUCGUCGACCCUGCGAAAUGUGGUCGGUGGACUAGCGAAGUAUUUCUCGGUCUGUGAAGAAGAUCUCAACAGCACGGUGCUGGAAGAAUUGCAUCGCUAUCAGCAGCUCCAACAGCAAGGCAAUGAAUCGCUGCUGGCGACUGAUGUAAGCACCGACGAGGGUCAGCUGGUGGGAGAAGCUGACUGUACUGCCACCGAGAGUGUGCUGAACGUCACGGAUGUUUCCUUCCUGGCGUCAUGUAAGCUGCGUAAGUUUGCUCCCGACAUGUCCGGUAUCAUAUCCAUCAUCGAGGAUCCAUCGUUGGUAGAGUACGUGUCUGCGAAAGGACAGUCGCAUGAUGGAGAUUCCGAACCGGAAAAUAUAUCUCUCAAUCUGGAGGAAUGCAUGGAGCGUUUGAAAGCGGAGGCACACAGCUUACUUACCCUGUCCGAGCGUAUUAAACAAAAGACCAUCGCACCGAAGGAUGACGAAUCGGACAAGGCGUCUGAAAAGAACGAUAGUUGCGAGGAAGAGGAUGGUUUAAAACGACGUGGAAAAUCUGCCGAGAGAGGUCUAGAAAGUGCACGAUCGUUUGAUGAGAAUAUUGUACGACCGGUUGCACCGGAACGGGACGGUAAAGCGAACGGUGCCACCAGUUGCCGUAGUCUUCCAAUCGAUCUUGCGGGAUUGCAACUGAACGGUGAGCUGAAUAUGCAGCUACACGAGCUGAAAAACCGAUUGCUUAAGUCGGAAGAUGAGCGUAAACUGCUCGAAACGGAGCUGGCCGAGGCACGCAGCAAGCAGAACAGUCUGGUGAGCGAGUUGUCCGAGACAAAGCAACACCUGCUGGAACUAAACAGUCAACGGGUGGAAUUCAGUGAGGGUUACGGUACAAAUGCGUUACUGCCGACUGCUCAGCGUGUGAACAAUUCAUUCGUGGAGCUGCAAGAGCGAGCUAAGGUGCUGCUGGGCAGUACCGGCACGGGUCCAGAUCAAACGAUCGAGGACAAUUCAAUGUUGCUGCAGCUUGUGGAAGACUUCUGUCGCGAAGGAGAACGCUACCUUGAAGACGAAAAGCGAGACCGGAUGGAUUUGCAAUCACAGAUUGAAGCGGCCGAUAAACAGCUUAAAGCAACACGGCAAUUCCUCGAAGACCAGGCUGCCGAACGUGAGCAGGAACGUGACGAGUUCGUCAAGGAAAUCGAACGGCUGAAGAGCACGAUGCGUGAGAAGGACAAGGAUAAGGUGAACUUCGAACGUGCCACCAAGGAGGAGGGAUGCGUGAGCGACUGUAGAUAUGCAAAAGAAAAUCGGGCAAUUGCUGCAAACCUGGAAUCGAUGGAACAGCAGGUGAAGGAACUAACGACGCAGAUCGCCGACCGGGACGAUCGGUUGCGAAAGAUGGAAACCGACCUGAAGGAUUCAAUCGAUAAAGGUUUCACGCUGCGAGAAAUAAUCUCCGAGCUGGAAACUCAGAUCGAAAGCAAGACAAUCAAUGAACAUGUAUUGGAGACAAAGGCUAAGGAGCUCGAGAAGUACAUCGAUGUGCAGAGUCAGCAAAACGAAUCGCUCCAUCAAGAGAUGGAAAGCGUGAAGACGGAUUUGGCCGGUCGCGGGUACGACGAAAAGAUUGCCAAGCUGGAGGAAGAAUUGCGGCACCGACAGCCGUCGACAGAGCAGAGCAUCGUGCUGGAGGCGCUCACCGUCCAGUUACGCGAUAUCGAGGAAACACUCGAGCGCAAAACGAAAAACUUGGAAACGCUUCAUUCCACCUCUGGUGCAUCGCUCGGAUGCAGUAGCCCUUCGGAAGAUGUGUCCGUAAAUCAGGAUAGUCCACUGCAUCGGCAGAGGAAAGGGACGUCUGCUGGCGAUGGGGAAGCUGGUUCACCGAGUGAUGAUAAGCCCAAAGUAACACCCUUGCCGGUGGAUGAAGUGCAACGAAUAUUCGAUAAGCUGCAUCGGCACUCGCGUGUCGAGGAUGUUGCUAUCAAGCGCAUCAACGAUCUUGAGAUGCAGAUUAGCAACAUCAGGAGUGGUUAUGCGGAACUUCAACACGAGCGGGAUGUACUGCAAGAGAAAAUGUCCGAACAAUCCUUGAAGAUCUCAUCGCUCCAGACGAAGCUAGACGAGCAGCGAUUACGUGCCGAAGAACUGCAUCGACAAGGCACCUCUCAGCUUACGGUGAAGGUACACGAUCUGCAAAACGAGCUGCAUAAUCUGAAGGAAACGCUUCAAACGCGCGACAAGCAGAUUGCCAACCUGAAACAGUUCCUUGAAAACAGUCAACAGGCGAUUGCGCGCCAGGAGAAGGAACUGGCCAUGAAUCAGGACGGUACGGAACGUAACCACCACGAGCAGCGGCUGGAGGCUGAGCUGAAAGCGAAAGAGGAAGAGAUCCGCAUCCUGAAGGAUCGUAUCAAGAAUGAGAUGAUCAACAAGGCAACUCUGCCGGACCUGAUGGAGACGAUACUCGCCGACAAGAAUGAGGAAAUCGAUCAGCUGAAAGAAAAACUGGCACAGUACCAGCAAAUGGCGGCGGAUAAGGCGGAUGGCAAUCAGCGCAAUGAUGGUGCCUUGGCCAGAGAUGACGACGGUGGGCGAACGUUGAGCGAUGUCGUUUCCAUAACCGAUGGUGAUGAAUCGGACAUGGUGAUGCGAAGGAUGCCGGAACAGAACACACUGGGCGGUAUUCUGCCGGUACACAGCAUUCCAAUGAUGUUCCUGGCCGACUUCUGUGUACUGACGAUAAAGGAUUCCGGCUUAUCAUUGCUUCCGAACCAUUCCAAACAAUCAUCGGUCCCGAUGGUAGGUCACAUGCUGAGUGGUGGCCAUGAUUCGACCAUGCUCAACUCCAUCCCGCUGCGUUCGAACUUUUUCCACGACGUUUGUUCGGCUGUGCCACGUAUACCGGAUCAAACGUGCAGCAGUGCACCGACUCCGGAGUGUGUACCACGGCAAAUAGACUUUUCAUUGGUCGAUGAUGGAUCGCCACAGCUCGGUACACAUCGCCAGUCAGCCCCACCCGCACCACAAAUGUUGAUGUUUUUCGGUGCCAACACAACAGGGAACGGUCCGAGAACUUUGGUUCGAGAACCGGCCGUCAUUGAGGAGAUUGUGGAGGAGGAGGAAUAUAAUAACGACAUUAUGGUACAUCAAGCUCAAUCCAGCACACCGAACCAGGCACAGACCACCCUAGAAGGUGAGAUAGAGUCUUUAAAAUUAAGCCUAGAUAAAGUUGUAAGUGAAAAGAACGAGCAGAUAGAGGCCCUGAAAGUCGAGCUACAGCAGAAGGUGGAACAGAUGGAGGAUCUACAGGUUGAGCUUGCGGCUCGGAAUAAGCUGUACGAAGAUCUGAUGCAAGAGAAGAAAGAGCUGCGUGACGAAGUGGAAAAGGUGAAACAAGAGCUUUGUCGGCUUGAUCAGCAGGCGCACGAUAUGCAGCGAAAAGAUGCAGAGUUGAGAGAGGCAUUGGAGCAGGUUCGUCAGAAAGAAGCCGAAUUAUGCGAGGUAAACACCAAGUACGAGAAGGUACGCAUCGAAAUGGAAGAUGUUACGAAAGAAGCCAGUGUGCUGCGGGCUGAACAACAACGGCAGAAGUUGGAGGUGGACACACUGCGACAGCAGGUUGAAUCCCUGAACAAAACUAUCGGACAUAAGGAUGAGCUGAUGUCGAAGUUGGAAAAAGACUUGCUAAAUUAUAGCAAAAAUGAGGAGAAAUAUCUCGAACAGCUACGUUCGCUGGACGCGAAGGAGACGGAACUGAAAAUAAUGCAAGGCAACUACAAAGAUCGUCUGCACGAGAUCGAAAUACUGAACGAGGACAAUCGUUUCUUAACGGAGGACAUAAAUCGGUUGAAGAACGAAAUUGCCCGCAGUAAUAAUUCGCUCAGCUCGAACUCAUCUUACGUGCAGGCAUUGAAGCACAACUGUACCAAACUCGAGGAAGAGUUGCAGGAAACGAAGCUGUUGCUCACGGAGAAGAUGCUGGCUCUCGAGCGGGUAAGGAUAGAUCUGAGCGGUUGUCAGCAUGAAACGGAAGACUUACGCUCUGCCUUGAAGGAAAAAGAGAUGAUCAUACAACAGAUCGGUGAUGAUGGCAACAGUCUCCACGAGGCCCUCUCAAACAUUCAGGAGAAAAUGCAGGAGAAAAACGUGACGCUUAACGGUAAGCUGCGCGAGGAACAGGAACGAAAUGCGCAAUUGCAAUCGGAAGUGGAGCGAUUAAAGCAGCAAUUGCAACGCAGCGAUAAUUCGUCCAGUCCAAAACCGUUCUCGGUAGAGGAGAUAGCAGAACAGCUGGAAAAGGAGCUGAACUAUUCAGCUCAGUUAGAUUCGAGCAUACUGAAAGCGAUCGAGAGCGAUGAAAUGAACACGGAUGAAGAACGCCAGGGUACGUCCGGCACAGUGGGUAGAAAGGCAGGCUCACGGAAACCUUCUGACCUGGACGAUUUGAGGCAGAAAUUGCAAUUGGAGAUCGACAAAGGGAAAAAGAUGCAGGAACUGCUCGAAGGUGAGAAGCAAAACUCGGCCGACAUUCAGCAACAGGAUGCUGAAAUCAUCGAAGCGAUGCGCAUCCGGUUGGAGGCAGCUUUGGGCAAUGAGAGUACAUUGCAGCGAAUGCUGGAAGAGGAGCGAACUAAAAACGAACGCUUGUCGCGCAUGGUUGGUGGACUGCAGAGGACAAAAUCGUUCGAUAAUUACCUCCUGAUGAAGGGUAAAGGUUCUCCCCAGGAUGGAUCUCCGCAGCGGCGCCUUAACCGAAGUAACGAAUUUGAAACCGAAAUGGUGGCACGUUACGAAAGCGAACUAAAGUUCUUGACGGCACAAAACGCACGUGAACGCGAAAGAACCGCUGACCUGCAGCGAGUACUGGAACGUGAACGGGAGCGUUUCGAACGGGAAAUCACCGAGCGCACCGAACACGGCGAACAGGUGAAGAAGGAGUUGAAUCGAGUGCUGAAGGAAAAAGAAUCACUUGAGCUAGAGUUAGACCACGAGCAGGAGAAAUUGGAACUAGCGCACAAAGAGAUCGAAAGCUUAGAAAAGCGUAUUGGUGCGUUGCAGGAAGCGGAAGCGCUUCGAUCGGCACGACGGGAACGAACCUCCGGUCAAAAUUCGCUUGAAUAUCAGGAACUUAAGCUUCGGCUGGAAAGUGUGGAAUUUGAGCGUAACCAACUGCGAGAUACAGUGCAAAGUCUACGCUCCGAGGUGGAUCGACGACGUGUCCGAGAGGCGCACCUGACAGAAGCACUUUCUCGUGAAAAUUCGCUAAAUGCACAGCACCAAAGUCAGCAACAGAUCGUGCCGGAAGAGUUCCUAAACAAGCUGAAGGAUCUGAACCGCAUGCUAGAAGCGAAUGCACGCGAAAAUCAGCAGCAGGCAGAAACGGUACGCUUCAUGAUGGAGGAACGACGCGCAUUGCAGCACCGUAUACAGGAGUUGGAGCGGUACAACGUGCACAACAGCGGAGGAGGCCAUCACCAGCGCGAGGAUCUGGAAGAGCGGGCGAACCAUCUGUUCGGAAAGUACCUGCGCUCGGAAAGCCACCGGAAAGCACUGGUCCACCAGAAGCGCUACCUACAGAUCGUACUGACCACGUACGAGGAAAAUGAAGCGAAAGCGCUUGCGCUACUGAACGCACAACUUCCGCCCGGUCAGCUGGAAGUGCUUGCCCUGGCUAGCGGACCACGCUCGCUCGAAUCUUCCUCGCAUCCGCGACGUAAGUCGUUCCGUUCGAUUGUAACGGUGAUCGUGGCUAUCGAACGGAUGAAGUAUCUCGUCCGUAAAUGGCAUGGCGGGCGGCGGGUUUGCGCGAAGGCCAUCUUCUCACAACCAUUCAGCCCGCGUCGUUCGCAGUCAGCCAGCACGAACGUUUGGGCACGGUCGCCCGGUUCACAUUUCGUGGAGUAUGCGACGGCAGGUGGCGGUACUGGUGGAAUAGUGCGGAUGGAACGUGCCGAACCGAUACCACCGCAGGUGUUCGGUGUCUCGUCCGGUGGUGGGGCCUUCGCGAGGACACUUGCCGUACCGGUUGCAUCGCCGACCUCUUCGCUACGCAUGUCCGUGGACGUCCUCGAGACGCUCCGCGAACAUCAGCAUCCUCAACCGCAUCAACAACCGCAGUACAAUCGGAAUACCCAAGGCAAUCGAUAG
Molecule: messenger RNA, 9969 nt
Organism: Anopheles marshallii
Lineage: Eukaryota; Metazoa; Arthropoda; Insecta; Diptera; Culicidae
Product: pericentrin-like
Exons: 13
Coding region: 1-9969 (3322 amino acids)
Biological process (GO): signal transduction
Molecular function (GO): molecular adaptor activity
Source: RefSeq, a predicted model, not a curated record